AUGCAGACCAGCAAUGUGACAGAAUUCAUUUUUCUAGGACUGUCUCCCAAACAAGAAGUUCAGAGAGUUUGUUUUGUGGUGUUUCUGUUCAUGUAUGUGGCUACAGUGCUGGGGAAUUCACUCAUAGUGUUAACCAUCAAAGCCAGCAAAAGCCUUGGCUCCCCUAUGUAUUUCUUCCUCAGUCAUCUCUCCUUUGUGGAGAUCUGUUAUUCCUCCACCACAUCCCCCAAGUUCAUUGUGGAUUUACUUACUGAAAGGAAAACCAUCUCCCUAGAGGGCUGUAUCACACAGCUAUUCUUUAUUCAUUUCUUUGGUGGUACUGAGAUCUUCUUACUCACAGUGAUGGCCUAUGACAGGUGUGUGGCCAUAUGUAAACCUCUACACUAUAUGACAAUCAUGAAUCAGCAGAUGCGUGGCCUCUUGCUGGGGGGAGCCUGGGUGGGUGGCUUCCUCCACUCAAUUGCCCAAAUUCUCCUCAUGUUCCGUUUACCCUUCUGUGGUCCCAAUGCGAUUGAUCAUUAUUUCUGUGACCUGCUCCCUCUGCUGGAACUUGCCUGCGCUGACACUUACUUCAUAGGCCAGCUCAUUGUGGUUAAUGGUGGAAGCCUUUCACUGAUCAGUUUUGGGGUUCUCCUUACCUCUUAUGUUGUCAUCUUGGUACACUUGAGAGGUUACAGCAAGGAGGGAUGCCAAAAGGCCCUCUCCACCUGUGCCUCACACAUUACUGUGGUUGUCUUAUUCUUUGUGCCCUGUGUCUUCAUCUAUGUGAGGCCUUCUACCACAUUUACUGUUGACAAAAUGGUGGCUAUAUUCUACACAGUGAUCACUCCACUCCUGAACCCAGUUAUCUACUCCUUGAGAAAUGCUGAAGUGAAGAUUGCCAUGAGGAAGCUGUGGGUAGGACAUUGA
Vombatus ursinus (common wombat) is the source of this 909-nucleotide messenger RNA. Its product is annotated as olfactory receptor 4X2-like. Gene Ontology annotation, cellular component: membrane. The record is from RefSeq and is a predicted model, not a curated record. The transcript has a single exon. Lineage: Eukaryota; Metazoa; Chordata; Mammalia; Diprotodontia; Vombatidae. Gene Ontology annotation, molecular function: G protein-coupled receptor activity; olfactory receptor activity. Gene Ontology annotation, biological process: G protein-coupled receptor signaling pathway. Bases 1 to 909 code for a protein of 302 amino acids.